This is a messenger RNA of Aspergillus brunneoviolaceus CBS 621.78, 672 nucleotides long. RefSeq lists its product as uncharacterized. NCBI's taxonomy places the organism in Eukaryota, Fungi, Ascomycota, Eurotiomycetes, Eurotiales, Aspergillaceae. The transcript has a single exon. Bases 182 to 430 code for a protein of 82 amino acids. The record is from RefSeq and is a predicted model, not a curated record.
CUACUAUCUCAGAAACCCCAAUCUCACAUCUCCUUAGUUCAUUACCGAGCACACACACACACACACACACACACACACACACACACACACACACACACACACACACACACACACACACACACAAACACACAAAACUCAAAACUCAAAAGACUACUCAGCUAUUUGAAGAAGGAAAAGAAACAUGCCCCCUAAACCAAUCAACUCGCCCCGGCUGCACCCCAAGAAGGUCGACGGGUUCGUGCGCCGUGACGACGCCCUGAUCGACGACGACGAGGAGGCGUGGAAGUCGCAGGAGGAACACGAUAAAGAGACUGGGGGGCUGGCGUUCGACGCACCGAGACGUCUUACGGCGAAACAUAUCACUCAUCAGCUGGUGAUGGAUCCGGAGCUGCGUUUUUAUGCGGAUUGUUACGGGAUGACGGGGCAUUGAACCCUUUUUUUUUGUGUGCUUGAAGGGGCUGGCUCUAAGGUGAUGUGGUGUUUGGGGGUGAAGUAGCUUGCGUUCUAUUACAUGUUGGGGAUGGAUUCGUCAUUUCUUUUCAAGUUGCUAUUGUUGCUGUGAUGAAGUAUUGUCUAAGACAUGGUAGAUAUGGUAUUGUAUGUGUAGAGUUGAGUGGGUGGAAUGGUGGAUAGAUCUAAAUUUAUUUGUCUAAUUCCGAUGGUAGUUCAAUA